Messenger RNA from Symbiodinium sp. CCMP2456, 3096 nucleotides. NCBI's taxonomy places the organism in Eukaryota, Dinophyceae, Suessiales, Symbiodiniaceae. The record is from the annotation of a GenBank genome assembly.
AUGGAACUGCUUCGCAAAACCUUGGAAGAGAAGGCUAAAAGAAGGCAGGAGGCUGAAGAGAAGAAGCAAAAGGCUCGAUUCCGGCGGGCGGUUGCCAACUUUAUGGAUGGUCCCUACAUGACUUUGAUUUCAGUGUGCUUGACUUUUUGGGCCCUUCUUGGGGACGACAUCCGCAUCCUCACCACAAACCGACCCGCUGACAUCGGGUUCAAUGUUACCACCAUUUUUUGCCUCUUCUUCUUUGCCUUGGAGGUCCUGCUCUCGUCGUUCUGCAAGCAGGAUUACUUCCUCGGCUUCUUCUUCGUCCUCGAUUGCGUUUCCACAGCUUCCCUUCUGCUGGAUCUCACAUGGGUUGCCGACUCCUUAGUUUCAGAUGACUUCGCAGUGGGCGACCAGGCACGCGGUGGGAGGACCGCACGCCUUGGAGCGUCAGUGGGCCGGGUUGUGCGAGUCAUCCGCCUCGUCCGCAUCGUGAAGUUGUACAAGGCGGCCUAUGAACGGAUUAUGGCCGAGGCCGCGAAAAACAGCGCUAGCUCGUCCGAGGCUGAGACGGCAGGAGAUGGCCACCUGAUGCACACAGCAGAUGACUGGGACAACCCGGACUACGAUGACCAGGAGCAGCGGAAGGCGUGUUCAUCAGGUCUCGUCUACGAUGCCCGUUUCAACAUGCUAUGCGAGAGUGCUGUUGGCAAAAAGCUAGUCGCACUCACCACCCGGCGAGUGAUCAUAUUGGCCCACGGCUUGGUGCUGGUUAUGCUCAUGUGUAUGCCAGUCUUCGUUGUAAGCAACUCGCACGGUGACCUGACGUCGGCGGCAUUCGGAGCCAGCAGCGUUUUCGACAGCUACAGGCACAUGAAGGAAGGCAUCGCGAACCGCUCUUUGUAUGAGGAGUCCAUCCUCAAGUAUUUCUACUACCAUAACUGGUUUGCCGGCCGUGCGGGCUGUGACGGAGACUCCUUCUGUCCCGCAGUUUUUCUCAGCCAUGUUUUUUGGGUAGGGUUUUCUGGCCGCGACAAGACGUACGAUGAGCUUCGGAACUACACCGCAGAGGCCAAGCUGCAGAAAGACGUUGUGGUCGCGUGGGAUACAGCCGUGGCAAAACAAGAUGUCGAUUAUGUCUAUGUCAUGGGCAGCUUUCCAGCACAGGCACAAGACUUGCUCAGUUCUGACUGGGACAUCGAGUGUCAGUUUGGUGGUUGGAACCACCUCGGCCAGUCCCUGCUCUCUACAUUGCUGGAGGACACAGUUUCCUAUGCUGUGAGGUGCCCUCAGGACCUUCGGCCUCAGGAGCGUUUCAGAAUCCAGCCUUCUUUGCUCACAGAGCAAGAAUUUGAUGACUGGCAUCUGGCCUUCUUCUUUGAUGCACGGUCGCCUGCUGAGAAGCCAUCGCAGCGAGCUUCGCAAUGGGAGAAGAAGGACACGGUGAGGGGAGAUGUGAAGGAGGGAGGUGGCUUCACCGCGGCAGCGUGGGCGGGGGCGGUGAGGGGUGGGACCCCGGGUGGCCUCGUCAUCUUCGACAGCAGCCAUUCCUGCACCGCUCGGUGUGGCGCACCGAGCGGCGAGGUGGAGGAGAAAACCUGGCAGAAGGGUGACCCCAACAGAGUUGCAGCAUGUCACGGCGAAGGAUUUGACCUCGCCAUGGAAACUGUAGCAUCAGAGCAGAACUCCAUUGCAGUAAUGUCUGGGAAGGCGAUGCUCAGCCGAAGGUUCUUGAGCCACAAAGUUGCGCUUGUGGCGGGGCACUUAGGAAUGAUAUGGAAAUCUGGCAGCAUGUCGCGAGUACGCAACUCUCACGAUGAUGCAAACGUUCUGGUAUUGCGUCCUGUGGAGCGCAUGAUCGAAAAGGUCAACUUGAUUCGCGACAACCCACUCGCUGCCAUGAAGAUGGCAGACGACGAGUUCAAGGGAGAAGAGAUCAAAAAGUUCAAGGCCAAUACCACAAGGGAGAAGCGAAGCAUCUGGCUGGAGAAGUACCACUUGUCUUGCUUGUCUCGAAUUCUCAACUGGUUCUCGACAGGAAGCACCUCUGGAGACGAUGCGAUGAUGGAGACUGCAGUGCUCGAGAAGACUAUUAUCAAGCUUGGCUCACUGCUCGCACUCGGCUUCGGAGAGGCCGGCGCCAGCAUUGUGGCUGACAACAUGCAGGGCCUCGACUCCGCAGGCGUGAAUGCAAUGGUCCCAGGCAGUCGUGUGGAUUGCAUCAUCGGGUCAGCCUGCAUCCGUGACUUCAGCACGGCCACGGAGGUUCUGCAGGGCAAGGUCAUGACGUUCGUCAACCAAAUUGCGGAGAUCGCCUGCCUGAGCUACGAACAGCAGACGCGGCUCGCCGACAUGGCAGUGGUGUCCUGUGUCAGGAUUUUGGGCUGCACCCAUACCAACAAAACCUUGGCAGAAUACCGCGGGCAUCCUGGUCUCAUCCAAAGACUUGGAGCUCACUGCAGAGUGAACUUGAGCUUUGGUCUUCACCGCGGUUGGGCAAUCGAGGGCGCUGUCGGCAGUGAGUUCAAGAUUGAUGCGUCGUACCUUUCACCGAACGUGAGCAUUGCGGAGACCUUGGAAUUCGCCACGAAGGUGUACCACGUCAGCAUUCUGGCUUCGCAAGAUUGCAUAACGUCGUGCUCCAAGGCAUUAGCACGACAGUGCAGACUCAUAGAUAAGGUCAACAUGAAGGGGUCGAAGACUCCUCUGAGCCUGUAUGUGUACGAUGUGGAGACUGAUCGAGUACCGGUGCAUGAGUACAGUACGGCGCUGGAGUGGAGUGUGCGGCAGCGCUUCAAAGCACGUCAGCUCUUCGAGGUGGAGAAGACGAAGAAAUUGACGAGCGAGGUCAACAUUGUUGAAGACUUUAUCAACGCUAGCGUCGAUGUUAAAGCUAUGCGAAAGCUCUACACCACUGAGUUCCUGCAGCUCUUCAACAUGGGGUACCAGAACUACUCAGAGGGUGAAUGGCGUGUUGCCCGACGUCUGCUGAAGGCAACACAGGACAUGCUCGGUUUCCAGGAUGGCCCCAGCACGGCUCUCUUAUCUUUCAUGGAGACGCCUUACCAAUUCGAGGCUCCUCCCAAAUGGACAGGUGUUCGAGACGUCCCUCUGUGA